This is a messenger RNA of Mya arenaria, 603 nucleotides long. RefSeq names its product keratin-associated protein 21-1-like. The coding region runs from base 1 to 603 and encodes 200 amino acids. The record is from RefSeq and is a predicted model, not a curated record. The transcript has a single exon. NCBI's taxonomy places the organism in Eukaryota, Metazoa, Mollusca, Bivalvia, Myida, Myidae.
AUGAAGGUCCUUUUCAUCCUAAGUACGUGCCUUGCACUGGCCCUGUCUAUACCACGCGGUGGCGGUGGAUACGGUGGUGGAUAUGGUGGCCGCGGGUACGGUGGCGGCGGAUACGGUGGACACAGUCUCGGUGGAUACGGUGGCGGAUACGGUGGCGGUGGAUACGGUAGCAGUUACGGUGGACACAUGCUAGGUGGAUACGGUAGCGGUUACGGUGGACACAGUCUUGGUGGAUACGGUGGAGGCUAUGGUGGCGGCUACGGUAGCGGUUACGGUGGCUAUGGUGGCGGCUAUGGUGGCGGUUAUGGCGGUGGAUACGGUGGCGGUGGAUACGGAAGCGGAUACGGUAGACACAGUCUCAGUGGAUAUGGUGGAGGCUAUGGUGGCGGCUACGGUAGCGGUUACGGUAGCCAUGGUGGCGGCUAUGGCGGUGGAUACGGUAGCGGUUACGGUGGCCAUGGUGGCGGCUAUGGUGGCGGCUACGGUAGCGGUUACGGUGGCCAUGGUGGCGGCUAUGGCGGUGGAUAUGGUAGCGGUUACGGUGGCCAUGGUGGCAGUUACGGUGGUCAUGGUGGCAGCUACGGAAUGCGACACCAUCAUUAA